Molecule: messenger RNA, 4841 nt
Organism: Chinchilla lanigera (long-tailed chinchilla)
Lineage: Eukaryota; Metazoa; Chordata; Mammalia; Rodentia; Chinchillidae
Gene: Synpo
Product: synaptopodin
Biological process (GO): modification of dendritic spine; spine apparatus assembly; positive regulation of actin filament bundle assembly
Cellular component (GO): nucleus; Z disc; actin cytoskeleton
Molecular function (GO): actin binding
Source: RefSeq, a predicted model, not a curated record
GGAGGCUGGCGGGCAGGCGGCGGGCAGCUGGGCAGCUGGGCAGCUGUGGACGGAGGCCGGGAACAGCAGGCCAGUCCCUGCGUGAGUGGCUGCAAAGUCCAGCUCCAGAUAGCCUGCCCUGAAGGGGCCUCACCUGCCAGAGGUCAAGAAGUAUUAAGAAGGAGGUGUUGGGGCCACCACUUUGCCCAGGCAGCCAGCCAGGAAGGACUAAUCUUACCUCGCAGCUGGACCUUGCCUCUGCUCUGUGGAUCAAUCAGCAGAGGAAGACAGAUCUACAGAGAGCCAGAGGAGCGGCCAAGGGGAGCAGAGAGCAGGGCUCACACAGGUGGCUCCAGCCCAGGCCUUGCUGGCUUCUGUGUCACCAAGAAGAGGAGCAUCAUGCUGGGCCCUCACUUCCCACCCUCGCCCCUUGGGCCCAGAAAAGGAACACCUUCCCCCUGCAGCUUCCAGAUCCCUGAUGGGAGCUACAGGUGUCUGGCCCUGGAGGCGGAGGAGAGCAGCAGCGAGGAGGGCCUGCAGGGAGAGGCGGGGCUCAUGGAGCUGGAAGAGGAUGAAGUGGCCUGCACAGCCACACAAGGGGUGCCACCGCUGCCCAGAGUCCUGGGCACUCAGCCAUCCAGCUGCGCCAGCGAAGCACGAGGGGGGACCCAGCAUGACAACAGGGCUGGCCAGGACUGGGAUGUGGUGACAGCCCGGCGGGUGAUGAUACCCAGCCCCAGCGCUGGCCCUGAGCUCAGGGUGGGCCAGAAGCCAGCCUUGGGCCGGAGCACCAGCCUCACUGAGAAGGACCUGAAGGAGGCCAAGGCACGGAGCCAGCAGAUCGCAGCCCAGCUGACCACCCCUCCCAGCUCCAGCUCCCGGGGCGUCCAGCUCUUCAACCGUCGCCGGCAGAGGGUGAACGAGUUCACCUGGGAGAGCCACGGUCAGAGGGGGCCGAAGCCCAGCCAGGAGUCCCUCAGGGUGCUCCCUGCAAGCCCGCCAAGCCAUGCUCCAGGGCUCUGCCUGAGUGCCCUUGCACCAUCCAAGCUAGGCCCUCCAAGGCACUCCAACCCCCAGAGCCCCAGCCGAGGGGUCCCUGGCCGCAGCAUGGAGGGGUACUCAGAGGAGGCCAGCUUGCUGCGGCACCUGGAGGGGGCCAGUGAGGAGGAAGAGGUGCCUCUGGUGGUAUAUUUAAAAGAGAACGCAGCCCUGCUGACAGCCAAUGGGCUCCACCUGUCCCAGAACCGGGAGGCCCAGGAAUCCCCGCCAACCCCUCCUUCAGCUGAGGUCCACAGUCCAGCUGCAGAUGUCAACCAGAACCAGUCCUCACCUGGAGCCACGCUCACCACAUCAGCCUCUAACAGCAACUGCAACCCACCGGCCACAGACAUCAACCAGAACCCCCCGAUAACAGUCAUCCCGCAGAGCCCGGCACUUGCCGGGGUCCAGCAGAAUUCUCCUGUGGCACAGCACACGACAAAUGGCACAACACCCGAGCCCAGACCCAGCACCCUGUGUGCUGAUGGGCCGCCCCCGGCGCCGGUGGAGGAGGUGAUGUCUAGCGUACUCCUAAUUGAUAAGGUAUCCACUCCACCUGCUACCACCAGCACCUUCUGCAGAGAAGCUACCCCCAUCCCCAGCUCCGGGCCUCCAGGUACAGAUUUCAUGUCCAGCUCUGUGCCCCUCGAUGUGCAGCCCAGCACUCUAGUGAUGUCAGCAGAGCCCGAGAUGUCUGGGCGGGCACCUGCCACCACGCCCACCAAGGUAUACAGUGAGGUCCACCUCACACUGGCCAAGCCUCUGUCAGUGGUCAACAGGACGGCCAGGCCUUUUGGGAUCCAGGCGGCAGGGGGCACUAGCCAGAUGGAGCGGAGUCCCAUGGUGGAGAGGCGACACCUGGGGCAGAAAGCCCCGGCUCCCCAGGCCCCCACCAUGGUAGACAGGAGUCCCCGGCCUCAGAGACAUAUCAUGUCCCACAGCCCCAUGGUGGAAAGGAGGCUGGUGGGGCAGCGAAGCCCAGCCCUGGAGAGACGGCCCUUGGGGAACUUCACCCCACCUCCCACCUAUGCGGAGACCUUGUCCACGGCGCCCCCGGCUGCCCGAGUUCGGUCCCCCCCUUCUUAUUCUGCCCUGUACCCCAGCUCUGACACCAAGCCUUGUCAUCUGAAGGGACAUGCGGUUCCCACCAGCAAGACAGGCAUUUUGGAGGAGUCCAUGGCCCGCCGGGGCAGCCGGAAACCCAUGUUCACCUUUGUGGAGAAGCCCAAGGUGACCCCGAACCCAGACCUGCUGGAUCUGGUGCAGACGGCCGACGAGAAGCGGAGGCAGAGGGACCAGGGGGACGCGGGCGCGGAGGAGGAGCCCUUCGCGCUCGGCGCCGAGGCCUCCAACUUCCAGCCGGAGCCCGGCCCUCGGGGUCGGGGCAGCCCCGCGGCCGCCGAGGACGCCGUGCCCGAGUGGGCCUCCUGCCUCAAGUCGCCUCGCAUCCAGGCCAAGCCGAAGCCCAAACCCAACCAGAACCUCUCGGAGGCCUCCGGGAAGGGCGCAGAGCUCUACGCGCGCCGCCAGUCGCGGAUGGAGAAGUACGUCAUCGAGUCCGCGGGCCCCGCCGAGCUGGCGCGCUGCCCGUCGCCCACCAUGUCCCUGCCCUCGUCCUGGAAGUACUCCACCAGCGCGCCCGGCGCCCUCCGCGUGGCCUCGCUCAGCCCCGCGCGCACGCCGCCCGCCUCGCUCUACCACGGCCUGCCGCCGUCUCCCGCCCUGCCCCGGCCCUCCCGCCCCUCGCCCGGCCUCUACACCCCACCCGGCCAGGACGGCCUGCAGCCCGCUGCUGUGAGCCCCACCUACAGCAGCGACGUCUCCCCCGUGUCGCCCUCCCGGGCGUGGUCUCCUCGAGCCAAGCAGGCCCCCAGGCCCUCCUUCUCUACCCGGAACGCGGGGAUCGAGGCUCAGGUGUGGAAGCCAUCCUUCUGCUUCAAGUAACCAUCUUCCCACGGGUCCCGCUGCCGGUCAAGGCCCCUUCUCCAAGGCCAGGAAGAGCAGACCGGUCAGGAAGCAGCACGGGGUUAUCCAGAAGGAUGCGGCAUCCCUGGGGCAGGCACCACCACUGCCACCCGAUAGCUGCUUUACCCGGGCGAGUCUCCUCCCCAGCGGAGCUGCAUCCGGCCUCUCCCCACUUCGGGGGCCUGGGCACCGUUGUGGGGCAGAGGUCACGGAGUGAGAACUCUCCCGGCGCCCUGAAAGGCCGAGGGCGUCCUUUGGCCUUGGUGGGAGGCAGGAAUGGCAGCGUCUGAGGCCAGCGUCUUGCUGGGGGAGACAGGGUCAGGAAGGGGCUCUGAUGGGACCUCUGGAGCAGACAGCCCGCCGGUGCCUGUGGAGUUCUUCUGCGAAGGGUCUGGCUCCUCAGCCGCCCCCCGGCACCUGCCUCUGCGCGCCCGCCAUCUUUCUUCCUCUUGCUGGAUUCUCACCUCCAUGGGCCUAUCUCUUCCCAUUCCUGCCUCCUGGACACCGAUUCUUCUCUGCUGCUUCAGAGAGCUUCACCUGCCUCUACCUUUCCAACUCUCUUGGGUCCUCCUGUGGAUUCGGACUCAGCCCCCUGCUGUCUGAUGCUUUUUUUUCCCCGCCCCUCCUCCACACCCUCUCCAGGACUCCCCUGCACCCAAGCGAUUCCUGGGCCCCGCCGGACCCCAGGCCUGCUUCCACCUAGCUCACCCUCAUGGUUUGGGGGCGGGAAUCCCAGGGACCCUGGAGAGGAGAGCCAUGAGGAGGGAUGUGGGAGGUGGGGGUGAUAGUAGCAGGUAUCCCUGAGAUGUUCUGGCUUUAACCUCAGCCAAGAGCUCCCUGACUAAAGGAAGGCACCUCAGUGCAGUGGAGGAGAUGCCCCAGGGAGAGCGGCAGGAGGGAGGCUGGUCCCCUUUGGGCUUUCCAUUUGUUGCGUGAGUUUGGCCCAUUCUCUCCUUUAUACAAAAGGCCCUCCUAGCUGAGAUGUGUAAGGAUGGAGAUGGUAUUCUGGUACUUUGGGAGGAAGGUUUUGCAGGUAAAGAGGGUCCCCUGGGAAGAACAGAAAACAAAAUGGGCAGUUGAGGAAGGACAGAGUUGGCUGCCUGUGGAGGCCUGGUGGGUGUGGUUGGACUGAGCUGCUGCAGGAGGCCACAGGAUCAGAAGCGUGAUAUCAGGAUUGCUUGGAGACAGGGAAUGUGCUGAGGGUCAGAGCAGGUAUGCAGCAGCUGGGAGGAAGGGACACAGAAGACUCUACCAUCUAAGUCUGGGACGUGGACCUGGAUUCACAAAGCCUGACUGCAUGCCUAUUUGGGUCUUAGUUUUCCCAUCCAUACAGUGAGGAUGUUGAGUCAGGUAGCCAAAGAUCCUCAGCCGCUCCUCUGAGGUGAUGCAGCUCCUCAGAACAAGGCUUUGUGGGGUGUUGAGAAAAUACAGACAAGAGAGGCAGGAUUCUGAUGGAAGCUUCCCAAGAUUGGGGGCUGAGGACCACCCACUUCCUCUUUCCCAGCCCUAUUUCUGGGCUCCCAGAGGAGCGAAGGGUGGUGGAGGCGGCGCCAUGCCGGGCUGAGCCUGCAGCUUUCGUGAGCUCUGGGCUCAUCUCCAUGGGAACAGGGGUGCCUGCUCAGUGAGCUCAUUCCACACAUCAGAAUGAGGGGUGGGGAGCGGCUGAGACGGAGCUCAGCACCUCAUGCCAGGGCCCUCCCAGAGCACAGCCAAGGCCCCACUGGUCUCCUGCUCUCUUGGGCCCCGGGAGGGGGCUGGCAGUGGAAAAGCCCACUUCCAUUGUGCCGCUCCUGCCGCCAGGCUGAGCUCUUCCCCGCAACUUUGUUUUCUGUCCUGUUCUCAAUACACUCUGCCUUCAA